Molecule: messenger RNA, 636 nt
Organism: Aricia agestis (brown argus)
Lineage: Eukaryota; Metazoa; Arthropoda; Insecta; Lepidoptera; Lycaenidae
Product: protein TANC1-like
Exons: 6
Coding region: 1-636 (211 amino acids)
Molecular function (GO): protein binding
Source: RefSeq, a predicted model, not a curated record
AUGGAGCGGUCACGUGUCCAACAGAACGACCUGCUACUCCACGAGGCGGUUAUCAAGAACGAGGUGGCCGCGGUGCGCGAGGCCCUCCAGAGGCCCACCGACGUCAACUGCAGGAACAACUACGGUCGCGCGCCGAUCCACUGGGCAGCGAGUCGCGGCAACGUGGAGAUCAUACGACUGCUGCUGGACGCCCACUGCGACAUAGAGGCCGCUGAUAAGUUCGGUAUGAGGCCGCUCCUCAUGGCGGCGUGGCAUGGCCACCUGCCGGCUGUACGAGCCCUGGUCGACGCGGGCGCCUGCCUCAACGCUAUCAACAAGAAACAAAAUGACCUUCUGCAAUGCGCGUGCGCACGGGGCGCUCGCGACGUCGCUGAGUAUGUCAUCUCCCUCGGCGCCGCCGUGCAAGUGACGGACGCGUGCGGGGAUUCCCCCCUGGCACUCGCCGCUAAGGCCGGACACACCCCCGUCGUGGAACUGCUGCUGGACAAAGGCGCGUAUAUCGACGCUGUAAAUAAGGAGCAGAUCCACACACACGUCGUGGAACAACUCCUGGAUACGGGCGCAUAUAUUGAUGCUGUGAACAAGACGGCUAAAUAUUUGGUGAAGGUGUGCCUCGUGCUGCUCUUCGUUUUCUGA